Molecule: messenger RNA, 342 nt
Organism: Echinostoma caproni
Lineage: Eukaryota; Metazoa; Platyhelminthes; Trematoda; Plagiorchiida; Echinostomatidae
Source: the annotation of a GenBank genome assembly
AUGCAAUACAAGACUGUGUCCACUUGUCCUUCAGGUGUAGUCGAGUGGAACGAUUUAUCUACCACCAAUCCAUUGAAUUCUCAUCAGGUUCCGUGUGCUCGUGCACAAAUUGACGGUAGUUCCGGUCUGAAUACGUGUCGGUUCCACUCGUCUGGAUCUCAUGUGGCCGUCGGAGAUAUGGGUGGCAAAAUCCAUUUGUACGACCUAAACGAGGUCAUGGUAGCCUCUCGUGCGAACGAUUGGAAUCUGCUCAGUCGAACCAUUGAAGAAGCCCGUCCGUCAUGUAAAGAGUCCGCAGUGGACGGAGACAUGGGCUCUGCCGCCGUGGCUGUAAGCAAUUAG